AAACUCAUACGAAAAAGAUCCGUAUACGAACGAUUCACACGAUUCGUUUCCGUAUACGAACGAAAAAUACUAUUCACAAAAUAUUUAUAUUCGUAUACGAAUCCGCGAUCCGUAUGGGAAUGAUUUUCACACGAUGAACAGCGGCAACAUCGCAAAUUGUUGUUUUUAUCAUGGAAGAGAAAACUAUUUGCGUUGUUUUAUUACAUAUUUUCCGCGUUUUAAUAAAACUGUUUUACCGUUUUCUUUUUUUCGUCAUCGAUUCGAAAUAACUUUUUUUAAAUGUCGGUCGAAAAAAGAAAUAAAUCAAAAUCUGUCACUAAUGACCAAAAAUCGGCUAUGGUUGAUUUUUUGAAAAGCCACGAGGAGUUGGCUAAAGGCAAACAUUCCUCGACUUUCACUCAAGCCAUAGCCAAGCAACAGUGGGAAGAACUAACGGGGAUAUUAAAUUCAAUUCCGGGCCCUAUUAAGGAUUGGAAGUCCUGGCGCCGGACAUGGCAAGAUCUAAAAGCUGAUGCUAAAAAAAAACAGGCAUUAUUAAAUAAAAAUAUGAAAGGUACCGGAGGUGGACCAUCGACAUCAGGGUCACUUGACAGUGUAAGUCUAACAGUGGUGGGCAUGAUAGGUGUGGUGCCUAUUUCUGGUGACCCUUCUAUCAUGGAUUAUCCAGUUUGUUUUGAUUUUGACACCCCAAACAAACAACAAAAUCAAUCACUGGUCAUCGAAGUACCAAAUUUAGAAAAUGUCAAUCAAAGUGAAUCCUAUGAUGAAUCGGAUUCAACAAACAUGUAACAUAACAAUGUUUUAACUUAAUAAUAAUAGUGAUAUGUACUGUCCCUGAAUUUUUUCAUUACAUUGGUUUUAA
Molecule: messenger RNA, 862 nt
Organism: Myzus persicae (green peach aphid)
Lineage: Eukaryota; Metazoa; Arthropoda; Insecta; Hemiptera; Aphididae
Exons: 3
Coding region: 280-789 (169 amino acids)
Cellular component (GO): nucleus
Source: RefSeq, a predicted model, not a curated record